Pomacea canaliculata is the source of this 2776-nucleotide messenger RNA. RefSeq lists its product as uncharacterized. Gene Ontology annotation, cellular component: cytoplasm. NCBI's taxonomy places the organism in Eukaryota, Metazoa, Mollusca, Gastropoda, Architaenioglossa, Ampullariidae. The record is from RefSeq and is a predicted model, not a curated record. Gene Ontology annotation, molecular function: glutamine synthetase activity.
CGAGAUGAUCGUGUGAACGGAGGAACCCCCCGGACCAUGUCGACCGCGUUUGUCUCUCUAUAAAAGGGUGUUGGAGAGACGGGUGGCACACAGUAGCUUAGAUGGCAGGUGGCCUCACGUGUCGCACAUCUCAAGUGUCCACGCGGUAAUCGUCGCUACUCUAUCUCUACCUCUGUCUGUGAAGAGCUCGUCGUCGAGUGAUGUGAGAGUCGCCGCCGCUGAUGCAAUUGGCGGAAAGAUUUCGUAUGUGUGUGUGUGAACUGUGAAACGAACGUUGGCCAACGAGUUUAACAGCUUUCUGGCUCUCGCCUCUGGUGAUUACAGCUGUAGCUGCUACGAAGUGGAUUGAGUGUGUCUCCGAAGCACGAGGUGAACGCACCGUUAGAAAGAGUGUCGUCGGUCUUGGAAGGAGCGCGAACCCGGUCAGUGGAGCAGGAUGGCAUACAUUAACAUCUCGCAGACCCCAGGCUCCAACAAGCAGUUGCUUCAGCACUACCUGACACUACCCCAGGAGGGGCCUCCGGAACCCGAGCGGAUGUCCGGCUACCCCGUACAGCUCGAGUACAUCUGGAUCGACUCCACGGGGGAGACACUUCGGAGCAAGUGUAGGACCGUGUAUGAGGUGCCUGAAGGGCCUGAAGAGUGCAUCAUGUGGAACUAUGAUGGGUCAAACACUGGGCAAGCCGUUCCAGAAUUCUCCGACACCUUCAUCAGGCCGGUGGCUAUCUACCCGGACCCCUUCCGACGAGGACCUAACAAGCUGGUGCUCUGUGAGGUGCUGGAUACCCAGGAUCAGAAGCCUGUGGCAUCCAACAAACGGCACAUGUGCAAUAUCGUGAUGAGCCACCCGGAUGUCAAGGCUGCUGUGCCUUGGUUUGGCAUCGAGCAGGAGUACACUUUGCUGGACUUGGAGCGGUACCCGUUGGGAUGGCCAAAGAAUGGAUUUCCAGAACCUCAGGGUCCCUACUACUGUGGUAUCGGCCCCACCCGUAUUCACGGCCGUGAUGUAGUGGAGGCGCACUACCGGGCCUGCAUGUACUGCGGCAUCAAGAUCAGCGGCAUCAACGCCGAGGUCAUGCCCUCUCAGUGGGAGUACCAGGUGGGGCCCUGCGAGGGUAUAGAUGGGGACCAGCUGUGGGUGUCGCGCUACCUCCUUCAUCGCAUCGCCGAGGAUUUUAAUUGCAUCCCCAGCCUGCACCCCAAGCCCAUGUACGGCAACUGGAACGGAGCCGGCGCUCACUGCAACUUCAGCACCAGAGUCAUGAGGGAGCCGGGGGGCAUGCCGUAUAUCCACGAGGCCAUUGCCAAGCUCCAGCGGCGCAUUACAGAGCACAUGCGGGUGUAUGACGUGCACGGCGGAGAGGACAACAAGCUGCGCCUGACGGGUGCCUACGAGACGUGCCGCAUCGACGAAUGCACGUGGGGUGUGGCCAACCGCACCGUCAGUGUUCGCAUCCCCAAGCAGGUUGACCUCGACGGUUGCGGCUACCUGGAGGAACGACGACCGGCCGCCAACGCCGACCCAUAUGCCGUUACUGAGAUGAUGGUCCGCACCCUCAUCCUCAACGAGGGCAUGUAUUGUGUGGAUCGUAACGAGUUGUACAAACUGUGGGCAAAAGCUUCAAGACGACGCCUAUUCAAGAUGGCCUACAUCAGCUUCUCAUAUCAACCGGGCUCCAACAAGCAGUUGCUGCAGCACUACCUGACGCUACCCCAGGAGGGGCCUCCGGAACCCAAGCGGAAGUCCGGCUACCCCGUACAGCUCGAGUACAUGUGGAUCGACUCCUCGGGGGAGACGCUUCGGAGCAAGUGUAGGACUGUGUAUGAGGUGCCGGGAGGACCUGAAGACUGCCUGAUGUGGAACUACGAUGGGUCAAGCACUGGGCAAGCUUUUUCCCAUUGUUCGGACACCUUCCUCAAGCCAGUAGCAAUAUUCCCGGACCCUUUCAGACGAGGACCCAACAAGCUGGUGCUGUGUGAGGUGCUGGACUGCCAAAACCAGAAGCCUGUUGAGUCCAAUCUACGACAUUCCUGCAACUCUGUGAUGCAUCAGCCAAAGGUGAAGGAAGCGGAGCCAUGGUUUGGCAUCGAGCAGGAGUACACGCUCCUGGACAUGGAGAGGCACCCUAUCGGGUGGCCAAACGGCUUUCCAGAACCACAGGGUCCCUACUACUGUGGUAUCGGCCCCACCCGUAUUCACGGCCGUGAUGUGGUGGAGGCGCACUACCGGGCCUGCAUGUACUGCGGCAUCAAGAUCAGCGGCAUCAACGCCGAGGUCAUGCCCUCGCAGUGGGAGUUCCAGGUGGGGCCCUGCGAGGGUAUAGAGAUGGGGGACCAGCUGUGGGUGGCGCGCUUCCUCCUUCAUCGCAUCGCCGAGGAUUUUGGGGUCAUCCCCUGCCUGCACCCCAAACCCAUAUACGGCAACUGGAACGGCGCUGGCGCACACUGUAACUACAGCACCAAGCUUAUGAGAGAGCCGGGGGGCAUGGUAUACAUCAAAGAAGCCAUUGGCAAGCUAGAGAACCGCAUUGACGAACACAUCAAGGUGUACGAUCACGGCGGCGAGGACAACAAGCAGCGCCUGACUGGUUACAACGAGACAUGCAGCAUCGACGAGUUCCGGUGGGGCGUUGCUGACCGCACUGCCACCAUCCGCAUCCCCAAGCAGAUUGAACUGGACGGCUGUGGCUACCUGGAAGAGCGACGACCCGCCGCCAAUGCUGACCCAUACGCCGUCACCGAGAGGAUGGUCAGAACGACCAUACUGGAUGAAUGA